CCGGGGGAGACACACACACAGAGAGAGAGAGAGAGAGAGAGAGAGAGAGAGAGAGAGAGAGAGAGAGAGAGAGAGAGAGGGGAGGUAUUUCAUAUGGCUGGUUAAAAGAAAAGCGGAGGUCGGGAGGUGCAUGUGUUGUGACUCAUCCAUGGCUGUUCUGGUGAGCAACUGUGAGGGGAUGCUGGCGCCAAUGGAGUCAGGCCAACCUGUUCCAGCACCCUUCUUAAUAAAGACCUAUCAGCUGGUCGACGACCCGUCCACAGACGACAUUGUGUCAUGGGGUGAGGAUGAAUCAACUUUUGUCGUUUGGAGGCCACCAGAGUUUGCAAGAGACUUGCUCCCCAAUUACUUCAAGCACAACAAUUUUUCCAGCUUCGUUAGGCAGCUGAACACCUAUGGAUUCAGGAAGAUAGCUCCAGACAGAUGGGAGUUUGCCAAUGAAUUCUUCAGGAAAGGAAAGAAGCAUUUACUCUGUGAGAUCCAUAGAAGAAAAGCAACUCAACUUUCGACGCAGCAUCAACAUCCAAGGCCUUCAUUGCCGCACCCAUGGUGUAGAGCCAUCUUAGAUGGUCAAGUUGGCUGGUGGGGUUCCUCCUCGCCAUCCCUAAGAGAACCCCCAUCGUUUCCAAAAGACAGCACUGACCUGUUGUCAUCUCUCACAGAGGAUAACCAGAGGCUAAGGAAGACCAACUCUCUGUUGCUGGCAGAGUUGACCCACAUGAGAAAACUCUACAAUGACAUCAUCUACUUCAUUCAGAAUCAUGUGAAGCCAGCAUCGCCUCCAAAUUUACCAAGUUACCCUCCAUUAACGGAGUUCGCGCCAGCUUCUUUUGCAGAAACCGUGAGGAAGACGAGUUUUUUGACCAGUGCAGAUUCUUGCAGACUAGAAGAGGAAGAACCCAACAGAAAUGUGAAGCUGUUCGGUGUUCCCCUCCAUGGGAAGAAGAGAAUGCACCCUGAUGCAGUCUGAUAUGAUAUGUGGGCAGACUUCAAAGAGGUCCUGUCAGUGGCUUCCUCGGCCGAUGUAGUUGCUUCUCUAGUCCAAGAUACUUAAUCUGAAAAUUAAAAGGUUCAGAUUCAGUCCUUUUA
Nymphaea colorata (pocket water lily) is the source of this 1089-nucleotide messenger RNA. RefSeq names its product heat stress transcription factor B-4-like. Gene Ontology annotation, cellular component: nucleus. The record is from RefSeq and is a predicted model, not a curated record. The transcript is spliced from 2 exons. Bases 131 to 970 code for a protein of 279 amino acids. Gene Ontology annotation, molecular function: DNA-binding transcription factor activity; RNA polymerase II cis-regulatory region sequence-specific DNA binding. Gene Ontology annotation, biological process: regulation of transcription by RNA polymerase II. Lineage: Eukaryota; Viridiplantae; Streptophyta; Magnoliopsida; Nymphaeales; Nymphaeaceae.